This is a messenger RNA of Archocentrus centrarchus (flier cichlid), 1474 nucleotides long. Its product is annotated as zinc finger protein 570-like. Gene Ontology annotation, molecular function: DNA-binding transcription factor activity, RNA polymerase II-specific. NCBI's taxonomy places the organism in Eukaryota, Metazoa, Chordata, Actinopteri, Cichliformes, Cichlidae. The transcript is spliced from 2 exons. Bases 83 to 1009 code for a protein of 308 amino acids. Gene Ontology annotation, cellular component: nucleus. Gene Ontology annotation, biological process: regulation of transcription by RNA polymerase II. The record is from RefSeq and is a predicted model, not a curated record.
GAGUGUGGGCACUUAGCGUGACUCUGUGUCACCUUACUGUCAGAAACGUGGGCUGCAUGCUUUUGUAUAGCGAUGGGUGCUCAUGGGUUCUGCGCAUGCCUGGUUCAUCUCUAAUGAGCUUGCGGUUUAUUUUAAAAGGAAAGCAAACAUGAAUGAAGUAGAUUAUUUCCAAAAGCACAACACCGAGAGUCUGAUUUCUGAAGAAAAGCCCGAAGUUAAACUUGUGGGAGUCCCUCGGCAGCAGGAUGACGCAAACCAAACGGCCGUGUUACCCGCAGAUGUUCAGCAGCUGUUGGUCGUUAAAGAAGAGGUUCCCUGGAGCCCCAGUCUGGACCAGCAGGAACCAGAGCAUCUCCACAUAAAGAAGGAGCAACGGGAAUUCUGGAGAAGUCAGGAGGGACAGCAGCUUAAUGACCUGGAGGAGACCGAUAUCACCAGCUUACCUGUGAAGAGUGAAGACGAUGAGGAGAACUUUAUGUCCUCUGAAGACUGCUCAGAGGCCAAAGUGCCAAACAGCAGCUCAGCCAAACAGAUGAAUACAGAAACUAAUGGAGGUAUACAGCAGUCAGAUGUUAAGUUGCACACUGAAGAGAAACCAUUUGGUUGUGACAGCUGUGGUAAAGCAUUUAGUUGCAACAUGCAUCUUAUAAGACACACGAGAGUCCACACAGGAGAGAGACCUUUUGUUUGUGAUGUUUGUGGUGAAAGAUUUACACAACAGGAAGUUCUGAAGAGACACAUGAUAGUUCACACAGGAGAGAAGCCAUUUGUUUGUGAUAUUUGUAGAAAAACAUUCAGACAUCAGAAUACUCUUAAGAGACACACAAGUGUCCACACAGGAGAGAAACCAUUUGAAUGUGGUUUCUGUGGUCAAAGGUUUAGCCAGAAGACUCAUCUCAAACAACACGCAAGAGUUCACACAGGAGAGAAACCGUUUAGUUGUAACAACUGCGGUAAAACAUUCCGUCGCCAUGCACAUCUUAAGAGGCACACAAGUGUCCACACUUGAGAGAAACCAUUCAGCUGUGGAGUUUGCAGCGAAAGAUUUACCAGACAGGGAAAUCUGAAGAGACACAUGAGGGUCCAUACUGGAUAGAUACUGUACACUUACAGUUUGUUUUCGAUAAUACUUAUCUCAUCUAUUCUUUCAUUCUUUGUAUAUUUAUUACAACAUCAAAACCAAAAAAUGAGAUUACAGGUCACCCAGAUUACAGGUCAAUUAUUGACCUAUCUUAGGGAGAGAAACAUGAAACUUUCAGACUGUUUGAUGCCAAAAAAAAAAAUCCCAAGAUCAGCAGUGAGGACCAGCACUUUUGAAAUAAUGCACUCUGAGGAAACUAAGAUGGAGUUAUUUGGCCACAUUAGCAGAUCUAACUGGGGAUGGGUUAAAAAUGCUGGGUUCAAAGCCUUGAUGCAGGUUGGAGAAUUUUUGAACAGAAAGGCAGUAAAAUACCUUUUUCAUACUGAUGUUAGA